Eutrema salsugineum is the source of this 1684-nucleotide messenger RNA. RefSeq lists its product as uncharacterized. The record is from RefSeq and is a predicted model, not a curated record. Bases 52 to 1461 code for a protein of 469 amino acids. NCBI's taxonomy places the organism in Eukaryota, Viridiplantae, Streptophyta, Magnoliopsida, Brassicales, Brassicaceae. The transcript has 6 exons.
AAGUCCACUCUCUUUACUCAGUUUCCAUCGUAAAGCAGACUCAGACGCGAUAUGGCGACGAGCUUGCCGUUCCUGAAUGUGACCGGAAUCUCGUUACCGUCGUCGGGAUCAAUUCGCCGGCGAUCGCACAUUGUUUCACACCAGGAUCUUCCUGAAUUCUCGUCUAAAGCAGUCUCUUCUCGGCGGCUUAGAUUCUCUCAUGCUUCUUCAUUGUCGUCGCAAUCUCGUAACGGCAGCGACGACAGUUUUCUCUCGCCGGGUCUGUUACCGGAAGUAUCGUCUCCGAUCCGAUCGGUGACUGUGAGAUCGCAAUUGAAUUUGAGUACGCCUCUCAUUUCUCCAAACGAUGAAUGGGGAACUUGGACCGCUCUGUUUGCCACUGGUGCUUUCGGUCUCUGGUCGGAGAAGACGAAGAUCGGAAGUGCGGUGAGUGGUGCGUUGGUCAGCACACUAAUUGGGCUUGCAGCUAGUAAUCUUGGGGUUAUUUCUUCAGAAGCUCCAGCUUUUGCUGUAGUGUUGAAUUUUCUGCUCCCGUUGGCUGUUCCUCUGUUGCUGUUUAGAGCAGAUCUCCGCCGUGUGGUUCAAUCCACUGGGAAGCUUCUCUUGGCUUUUGUAAUUGGAUCAGUUGCGACAACAGUUGGUACAGCUCUGGCCUACUACCUUGUGCCAAUGAGAGCACUUGGUCCGGAUAGUUGGAAGAUAGCGGCUGCUCUCAUGGGAAGGCAUAUCGGUGGAGCCGUCAACUACGUUGCCAUAGCGAAUGCUCUUGGAGUUUCACCAUCAGUAUUAGCAGCUGGACUGGCUGCUGAUAAUGUUAUAUGCGCUGUAUAUUUCACGUCAUUGUUUGCUAUAGGCUCCAAAAUACCUGCUGAAGCUUCACCGCCACCAACUAGUGAUACAGAGAUAAUCAAAGACUCUGAAACUAAGAACAAAAUCCCUGUGCUGCUGAUAGCUACUGGAAUCGCUGUGUCCUUAGCUAUAUGCAAGAUUGGGGCUUUGGUAACAAAGUACUUCGGGAUUUCCGGUGGUAGCUUACCAGCAAUAACCGCGGUGGUUGUUGUUUUGGCAACUGUCUUUCCUUCCCAAUUUGGUCGUCUUGCUCCAUCUGGAGAAGCCAUGGCUCUAAUUCUUAUGCAGGUAUUCUUCACUGUGAUAGGUGCGAGCGGAAACAUAUGGAGUGUGAUAAACACGGCGCCGAGCAUAUUCUUGUUUGCAUUGGUCCAAAUUGGGACACAUCUUGCUGUGAUAUUGGGCGUAGGAAAGCUGCUCAACGUCGAGCUAAGGCUUCUGCUUCUGGCAUCAAAUGCUAAUGUCGGUGGACCAACGACUGCAGCGGGGAUGGCGACGGCGAAGGGAUGGAACUCGUUGAUCGUUCCCGGGAUUUUGGCUGGAAUUUUCGGGAUCUCCAUUGCAACUUUCAUAGGGAUUGGAUUUGGUGUGAAAGUCCUCAAGUUCAUGUGAAGAUGGUAAAUUUAUGAAUAGAUUAUGGAUUGGACUCUCUGCUUUCUCUGCCUCUCUUCUGCAAUCUCGGUUAUGUCGAUUUUGGUUGAAAAAGCCAAUAAAAUAUUUAGAGUUUGUGUGGUGCAUGUUUUCAUAAGAUGCUAAAGAGAGAUGUAGAGAAUUAUGAUGGUUAUCUUUGUAGCAAUUCUUGAAUCUUGAUUGAAAUUUUAGAUAAUGUCGUCUU